CUUUUCUUCAAACGCGAACAAAGGGAUAUCGGGACAGUGUGCAAUCUCGGGCUCAGAAGGUCGCAAUUUCACAGCACCUUGAAUCUGCAGUCACUAUUCUUCGCAAUGGCCAAAUCAGCGCACCACAAAAGCGAAUCUGUUGCGGUCGGUGACAGCGGCCAGACGAAGAAGAGGAGCAGCGCUCUGUUGAAUGUCGACAAAAAAGCUUUAGACCCCAGUCUCUCCUCGCUUUUCGCCAGCAGUGCCGGGCCUGUUACAGCCCCUCCAAAGUCACGAUACCAGGAUGCCCUCAACAAACACGCAGUAGAGGCGGAGGACCAUCUCGAGGACGGCGAUAAACCAUUGGACGGCGCUUCCAACGGUGUGGAAGACGAGGAAAUGGCCAGCCGCUCGGGUUCUGGUUCCUCAUCCGACGACGACGACGACGUCACCAAGUCAGAAAGCGAGGCUUCUCCUACUACAUUCCCGGAGAAGCCGUCCAAGAAGCGAAAGCGAGGCGAAAAAGACGAAGAUCUAGAAGACACGUAUUUGCAGAAGCUGGCCCGCGAGGAGGCCAGAGACGAGGAGAAGCGCAAGAAGGCUAAGACGGAUGAGACCACAACUGGUGCUCCUGCAGAAGACGCUGCUCACAGAGAUGUCGCCUCGGAGUCAGACGACGAUGAUGAAGCCUUUACCAUACCCAAACACGAGACCCAACUUGAAUCGGGCGACGUUGGAGCCGAAGAACUCGAAAAGGCAUCCCGCACCGUUUUCCUCGGCAAUGUCUCGAGUGAAACUAUAACAUCCAAAUCGGCCCAAAAGCAGCUCAAGCAGCACCUCUCGUCCUUCAUCGCCGAUCUAGCCGACAACAACCCACCACACAAGGUCGAAUCUAUCCGUUUCCGCUCCACGGCUUUUGGCAGCGCCCUUCCCAAACGCGCCGCCUUUGCCAAAAAGGAAAUCAAAGACACCACUACUAAAUCCACAAACGCCUACGCCGUUUACUCCACCACUACUGCUGCCCGCGAGGCUGUCAAACGCCUCAACGGCUCCAUAGUCCUGAACCGCCAUCUACGCGUCGACUCAGUUGCGCACCCCGCCAAAGUAGACCAUCGCCGCUGCGUCUUCGUUGGCAACUUGGGGUUCGUCGACGACGAAUCCGCAUCUGUUGACCCCGAGGAUCCUGCCAAGAAGAAAACCAAACCCCCCAGCGACGUCGAAGAAGGCCUUUGGCUGCAGUUCGGCAAAGCAGGCAAAGUGGAAAGCGUCCGCGUCCCCCGUGACGCGCAGACACGUGUCGGAAAGGGUUUCGCGUAUGUGCAGUUUGUCGACGAGACGUCGGUUGAAGCUGCUCUGCUCUUCAACGAACAAAAGUACCCGCCUUUGCUGCCUCGCAAACUCCGCGUCACGCGUGCUCGAGCGCAGAACAAGAAGCCAAAGUCCAACCCCAAUGUUCGACGGGGCCCUCCCCCCAGCUCGUCAUCGAAAAAGCCAGCAAGUGGUGCGUACAACGCCAAAAUCCCCGCUGAACAAAAGUCUCAACAAGGACGUGCGAGAGCGGUCCUGGGUAAAGCGGCGGCGUACAAGUCUGCGGAGGCAUUUGUGUUCGAGGGACAUCGCGCGAGCAGUCGACAGGGCAACAGCGGGUUAAAAUUGGGUGGGAAGGGCGGGGCUGGGAAGAAGAAGGGACCGAACGGUCGCAAGGACAGAAGUAAAGCGUGGAAGAAUAAGGAUGGGAAGAAGUAG
Periconia digitata is the source of this 1725-nucleotide messenger RNA. The record is from the annotation of a GenBank genome assembly. Lineage: Eukaryota; Fungi; Ascomycota; Dothideomycetes; Pleosporales; Periconiaceae.